UGGACAGUAGUUCUGUCAUGGAACAGAAAAGAGUGGAAUGUCCAUUAGAUAUUGAGGAGCUAGGCAGAAGUACAUGGUCUUUUCUUCACACAAUGGCAGCAUAUUUUCCUAGCAAACCAUCACAACAGCAGCAAUCUGAGGUUCACCACUUCAUAACAACAUUCUCUAAGUUUUAUCCGUGCCCUCACUGUGCAGACGACUUCAGAGAGAGAUUGAAGGAACACCCAGUUGAUGCAAGCAGUCGAAGAAAUCUGUCGCGUUGGAUGUGUGAAGAACACAAUGUCGUUAACCGAAAGUUGGGCAAGAAAGAAUUCAACUGUGAACUGGUUGACCAGCGAUGGAGAGAUGGUUGGAAAGAUGGAUCCUGUGAUUAAUACGAGUACAUAAUUAGGAAAUUUUCCCCAACGUUAGAUAUUUUAUUAGCCCGUUGAUUAGCUACUAUGAAUAGGAAUAUAUCUAUGUAUCCUAUGUAUAUAGGAUCACAUGUAUUUUUUCUAUCAACAAGGUGCAUUCUUUGGUCAAGUACAUAUAAGCAGGAUUAUGUAAUAAUAUGAGAUAUUAAGGGUACUUAAUAUUAACCUUUUAACUAUGCACUCUUGUUGUAAUUAAUAUCGUCCAAUAUUUGAUAUCAGAAUGGUAAGAUUAUGAGAUUGUAUACGUGAUGGGGCACUCGGUACCCCCCCCCCCCCACCCCCCCCCACACACACAC
Molecule: messenger RNA, 709 nt
Organism: Priapulus caudatus
Lineage: Eukaryota; Metazoa; Priapulida; Priapulimorpha; Priapulimorphida; Priapulidae
Product: FAD-linked sulfhydryl oxidase ALR-like
Exons: 2
Coding region: 18-374 (118 amino acids)
Cellular component (GO): mitochondrion
Molecular function (GO): flavin adenine dinucleotide binding; flavin-dependent sulfhydryl oxidase activity
Source: RefSeq, a predicted model, not a curated record